AUGUCAAAUUAAGGUAUGUUAAGGGUCGGAACUUAAGAUUCUUUUUCAAGAAAAAAUCAAUUUAAUUAAUUUCAUACUACUCCCAGCCAUCGCAAAACUUCGUUAACCAAGCCUCUAUCGAUUGAUCAAAUUCCAGACAAUGCAUUAGAAAAAUUUUAUUUGUAUAAGCAAAAAAAGAGUGAUGUGAGAAUGAAACAAUAAUUGAGCAAAUAAAGUUAACGAUCGUCCCAGAACUCCAUCGCCUAAACCAACCAAUUCUUUAUUAAUGCCAAUUUCGUUAGUAAUUAAGGUGGUUAGCAAAAGCGUUCUGGACAAUCCGUAACUAUUGAAGCCAUUGAAUCAGUCAAAAGAACCAUAAAAACAGACAUGGGAAACCCUGCAUCAUUAUUAAACAAAGCAAAAAGCUUAGGUCAGGACGAAUAAAUGCAAUAAGUUAAGCAUCAUAAUGUAGUUGUGAAAUUUGGCAACCAAGACUAUUACUUUUAUUUUGAAGCUCAGUAAGAUUAAAAAGAUAUUAAAUUAGUGCCAAUAUGAAAUCUGUUUGGUUUUAAAUUUUGUAGAGAUUGCAUGACAGUACAUUUGCAAAUCCCCAAGAAUGCUAUGCCAAUCUUAAGGACAAGCCAUCAGUCAAUUAAAUUGUUAGCUUCAUCUCUUAAUAACAUUCAAUACCAAUUGACUAUUAUAUAGCUCAACCAGAAUCGCAAUUCAAUGUCUUCAUGAAUUCUGGUUUAAAGUUGGAGGCCUUCUUUUUACAAGCAUAAUCAGAACCUAAGGUUAGUUUAAAGGAUUUCAUUUUUUUGAAGAACAUCGGUGUAGGAGGUUUCUCUUUAGUUUAUUUGGUUAGAAAAAAAGACACUGGCAAAUUUUAUGCUCUCAAACUCAUUGAUAAAGAAUUCAUCAUAGCUAAGAAAAAGCAGUAGAUUGUAUUGAAUGAACGAAAUAUUAUGACUUUACUUAAUAGUCCAUUCCUAUUACAUUUAUCAUAUGCAUUCGAAUCACGACAAUUCGUAGUUUUUGUUCUAGAGUUUUGUUAAGGUGGAGAACUAUUUUACUAAUUGAAGCAAAUCAAAAGAAUGAGUGAAGAAUAAGCUUGCUUCUAUAUAGCAGAAAUUUGUUUGGUAUGUAUUCCUAUUGAUUUUAAGGGUCUACAUGAAAUUCAUUCGAUGAACAUUCUAUAUAGAGAUAUUAAACCUGAAAAUAUCCUAAUGGACAUAGAAGGACAUGUUAGAAUUGCAGACUUUGGUCUCAGCAAACCAGAAAUAAGCAGAGAUGAAAAAGCCUAUAGUUUUUGUGGAUCUCCUGAAUAUAUGGCUCCUGAAAUGCUCUUGAAAUAAGGACACUCCUAAACAGUUGAUUUUUAUUGUUUAGGUGCCUUGCUUUAUGAAUUACUUACGGGAUUACCUCCUUACUAUUCAACAGAUACAAAUUAAAUAUAUUAAGAUAUUCUCUAUUCAAAAUUAAGUUUUCCUAAUGAUGUAAAAUGAUUCAUUUAAUUCUAGAUAAAUUUAUCAAAGGAUGUGAAAAGUCUGCUGACGCAAUUGUUAGACAAAAACCCAAGCCAAAGAUUAGGAGCUUCUGGAGGAAUAUAAGAGAUCCUUCAACAUUCCUUUUUUGCUUAAAUUGACUUUAAAUUACUAAUGCUUAAAAAGAUUAAACCACCAUUUCGCCCAGAUCCUUUAAAAAUGAAUUUGGACGAAAAGGAAUCAUAAAAAGGAGAAUAAGAUUUUAGGAAAAUGAUUGCUUCAAAUAAAGGUGCAAAUUUGCCUGCUAUAUUUGGGUCAUCAUUUUAUUAUGAAUCUCCCUAAGAGACUUAAAUAAAAUCAGUCUACAAAGAGUGGAUAGCACACACUAAUUUAUAACCAAAUACUCCUUGUAUGGCAUCUUAUCAUAGUUAAGGAAGGUACUUACUUGUUUUUUAAUAAUAUUAGAUCAACUAAAUCGCAGGAUAUAGUCCCUUUAGUUUAAUCCGUCAAGAAUAACCCUAGAUCUCGCUAAAUUUUAAAUUAAAAAUAAUAGUCAUAAAAAGCAGUUGUUUACAAAUCAUCAUUGGAAAAAAUAAAUUAAGAGAGAAGGUUCUUUUCAAAAAUUUGA
Molecule: messenger RNA, 2091 nt
Organism: Paramecium octaurelia
Lineage: Eukaryota; Ciliophora; Oligohymenophorea; Peniculida; Parameciidae
Source: the annotation of a GenBank genome assembly